This is a messenger RNA of Cryphonectria parasitica EP155, 1056 nucleotides long. RefSeq lists its product as uncharacterized. NCBI's taxonomy places the organism in Eukaryota, Fungi, Ascomycota, Sordariomycetes, Diaporthales, Cryphonectriaceae. The transcript has 4 exons. Gene Ontology annotation, molecular function: iron-sulfur cluster binding; catalytic activity. Bases 1 to 1056 code for a protein of 351 amino acids. The record is from RefSeq and is a predicted model, not a curated record.
AUGCCGGCCUCGCAAAGAGCUCUUCACCUCGCACCACCAUUCUUGCUGGACGACUACAUGCCUCGGUAUAUGAUGUUGUCCUCUAUCGACGAGGCAAAGAAGCGCUCGAAGGCCUACGCUCACCUUCGGAACUGCAACCUGUGUCCGCGGCUGUGUGGAGUCAACAGGUAUGAGAAGACGGGCAUGUGUCUGAUCGGCUCGGAUGUCGUGGUCAAUGUUAUUGCCCCUCACUUUGGCGAAGAGCCCUGCGUACAAGGACACAACGGCUCAGGCAGCGUCUUCUUCUCCAUGUGCAACCUGCGUUGUUCCUUCUGCCAGAACCACGACAUAAGUCACCAGAAGAACGGCUUCAACCUGCGGCCUGACGAGCUCGCCGACUGGUUCCUGAAGCUGCAGCAGGUCGGCCACGUCCACAACAUCAACCUUAUCACGCCCGAGCACGUCGUGCCCCAGGUCGCCCUGGCCAUCCUGGACGCCCGGGACCGCGGCUUGACCCUGCCCAUCAUCUACAACACGUCGGCCUACGACUCGCUCGCGUCGCUGGAGCUCCUGGAUGGGCUGGUCGACAUCUACCUGCCGGACUUCAAGGUGUGGGAGCCGGCCACGUCCAAGAGGCUGCUCAAGGCGGAUGACUAUGCCGCCACCGCGAGGGAGAGCAUUAAGGCCAUGCACGCUCAGGUUGGGGACUUGUGCUUCACGCCCGACGGCAUCGCCAAGAAGGGCUUGUUGGUGCGGCACCUCGUCAUGCCAGGGCUGGAUGCCGAGGGUGAACGCAUCAUGAGGUUCCUGGCAGACGAGGUCUCGAGAGAUUGCUUUGUUAAUAUUAUGGAACAAUAUCAUCCUGAUGCGCACGUGGGCAAGCCCCGGCGAAAGACCGGGGCGAACAAAGAAACGCCAGCGGGAGACGCAGAGGGGAAUGGCAAGGAAGGCGUACGAUACGCUGAAAUAAACCGUGCCGUGAGCAAAGAAGAAAUCAGCUCUGUGAGAAAGGCAGCUGAAAGUGCUGGCCUGUGGCGGUUCUGCGAUCCACCAGGUCACGAUGGCUUCAAUAUUUAA